GCCUUACUUAAGCUGCCGAAUGCACCGGAGUGCACUUAAUCCGCCCCACUCUAUGAUUUCAUUGGUUGUCUGGGGACCAUUACCCAGGGAUUGCCGCCGCCUCCCGUCACCACACCUUCCUGCUCCUGCUGGCUGGCCUUUACUACCUUACCUCCAUUACCGCACCUGCCUGCCUCCGAAACAAAGCUUCCCAUCUGCAAACCUCCCACCCUAUCUCCGCCAACCACGAAUUCUCUCCUUCACAUACCAGGAAGGGAUAUAAACCCAACACAAAUCGUCUUUCCUUUCUGCUUUUCUGCCGAAGAGGAAAUUCUCCCAUUGACAGCUACCCCACACAGCUGUCGAUCCCACCUUCACACCCAUACUCCGACUGCAUACGAGUAUCCGAAUCAUCAGAAACAGUCGAUCAAGAUGGCGCCUCCGUCGGAACAGCCCGCCGAGCAUAAGAAGAAGGUCAACUUGAUGUGAGUAAAUACCCACCGCGCCUACUUCGUCAAGUAGCUCGCCCAAGGAAGGAAUCACACUGACAAUACCUACCAGGGAUGCCUCUGGUGCUGAGGUCA
Molecule: messenger RNA, 563 nt
Organism: Colletotrichum godetiae
Lineage: Eukaryota; Fungi; Ascomycota; Sordariomycetes; Glomerellales; Glomerellaceae
Exons: 1
Coding region: 20-262 (80 amino acids)
Source: RefSeq, a predicted model, not a curated record